ACUGAGGUUAGCAUUCAUUGUGUAUGCAUGAACAAAUGAAAUUAGAAUACUGUAGAAGAUUCGAGAUGGAACAACCAGAAUAUGAAUGAGUCAUAGUUUAAUUUAUGAUGAAGUGUGGUGGUCAUUCAGAAACUUUUUCUCUCUGCAGGAUAUGGCGAAGGUGAUCACACAAGAGACGUACGAUGCUGUCGUUAAGGAGAACAUGCAGGAGUUUGAGAUGAGUGCGGAGGAGGCGGUGUCAGACGCUGUAGAACAGUUCCAAUCCCAGGGGGUAAAUCUCUUAAACAUCAUUAAGGACCCCACCUUAUAUGAAGCUGAUGGUGCAAAGAAGGAGCUGCCUGUAAUAUCUGCUUUAAACAACCUCAGUUCUUCUCUAUCAACCGAUAACGAAGAGCAAAUUAUCAAUUACCUAGCCAAAUUAAAACUAGAAUGUGACAAAGAUUUAGCUGUUAGAUGUACAGCUGGCAACAAUGAUGCCUACAGUGUUCUUCUGAAAACCGUGGAAAAAUACAAGAACAGUAUUGGUCUCUUGAAACAGACCCUGGUAUCCCUAAUUUCAUUGACCAAUGGACAGCCAGACUUAUUGGAUAACAAAGGGAAGGAACUCAUUUUAGAACUAUUAGAAACAUAUUCAUCAAACUUUGAGGUUUUAGAAUCAGUUCUACUGUUUAUUAGAAACACUUGUAUUAGACAUGAGGAAAACAGGCAAUCCUAUGUAAAGUUAGGGUUGAUAGCAAAGCUAGCCUCUGUGUUGAAAACUCAGCACAGAGAACCAUCCGUCGUCAUGGUGACAUGUCAGACUCUUCAGGUGUUGACAUUUGAUGAUGAUGUCAGAGUUCCAUUUGGUCAGGCACAUGAACAUGCCAGGAUGAUAGUGACUGAAGGAAAUGUGUUGAAAAUCAUCCUAGAUCUGUGUAAAGAUUUCACAGACCGCACAGAAGUGAUGAGUGAGCUGUUUGCCACGGUCAGUAAACUUGUGGUCAGGGACGAGUUUUGUCAAACUGUAAUGGAAAUGGGUGGAAUCGACCUCAUUCUGUCUGCAUUUCAGGAGAGCAUCACAAACAAGGACCUAGCCAAACAGGCCCUGAGUGUAACCAAAGCUCUGGCUGGCAAUGACAAAGUGAAGGAAGUCGUCGUACAGAACGGCGGAGUUCAGGUCAUUCUGUCGGCCAUGACAACACACCAGGCCAACCCAAAAAUCGCAGAGCUUGGGGCAGCUACCAUAGCUGCCAUUGUACUGAGAAAUCCCAGCAAUUGUAAGAGGGUAAUGGAAUUGAAUGGACACCAGGCCAUACUGCAAGCCAUGAAGAUCCACAGUCAGGAUGCUAAUGUCCAGAAACAGUGCUGUAUGGCCAUCAGAAACCUUGUCGCCAGAACACAGGAUUUCUGUGUCCUGUUUCUGGAGCUUGGUGCAGAGAGUCUGAUACAGGAGGCACAGAAGAAGCACAAGUCCUGUACAGAUGAAACAAAGGCAGCGCUGAGGGAUCUAGGCUGCGAAGUUCAUUUUGAAAUAAGAUGGAAGGGAGAGAAUCACAGAUUAGAGCAAUGAAUGAAAUGUGACACUCGGACUCGUAUUGAAAUUCGUAAUUAUUCUGGAUCUGGCAUUAAUUAUGUUUUAUUUGUACAUAUACAUGGUUCGAAAUUAACUCAUGUCCGUAAGUCCGAGACUAGUAGAAAACGUGUCGGACUAGUGAACUCUCUAUAGCACUAGUCCGUACGGACUAGUGAAAAUCCGGAAAUCAAUUUUGAAUUGGUAAAGAUUUUAGUAAGAUUUGUCUGAGUCUCUUAGAUGUUUGAACUUAUGGUUGAUUACCUGCAUGGUCAGGUGUUUGCAUGACUAUGACAGUCUGAUCUUCCAAACACAUGGAGUGCGUUUGAGACCACCGUUCUUCAAACGUGCACACAUUGUCAAAUUUCUGCCGAUUCCGAACGCCGAGUACACAUCACGAGAACGUGUUCUAGGUGCAAGAAUUGCAAGUAGUGUGGUCUGAGGACAUGCACGUUUGUAUGCAAAUGUUCUCGUCAUUCACGGCUCUAACACAGUAGUUCAUAACACUAUAGCUCAUAACUUGGUCAAUCGAGUGAAUUUUAUUGACUUUAUUGAUAAAAUUUCGAACUCCUGUGACUCUAAGGUCUGAACACCAAAACAACAGGAACGUCGAUCUCGAACGCACUUAUGGACGUUUAUCAAAGGAUUACCUCAGAGGUUAAUAUUGUAUGCUUUUGAAGAUCUUGAAUGCGAAAUAAAAUAUGGUCUCUUUUUCUUCUGUAGGUGUCAGAAAUUGAAUUGUUUGCAACUGUGAUGUGUUUAGUUUGAUUAAAAUGAAGAUCAUUUUUUUAUAUACUGGACGGACUAGUGAAAUGCUUUGCGGACUAGUUAACAUCAAUAGUGACUAGUCCGUACGGACUAGUGCUUGAAAAAGUUAAUUUCGAACCCUGCAUAUAUUUUGUAUAUUGCUGAUUUUAAACUUCAACAAUUAAACAUUAUCUUAAAUGUUC
Molecule: messenger RNA, 2499 nt
Organism: Ostrea edulis (European flat oyster)
Lineage: Eukaryota; Metazoa; Mollusca; Bivalvia; Ostreida; Ostreidae
Product: armadillo repeat-containing protein 6-like
Exons: 6
Coding region: 86-1549 (487 amino acids)
Biological process (GO): hematopoietic progenitor cell differentiation
Molecular function (GO): protein binding
Source: RefSeq, a predicted model, not a curated record